This is a messenger RNA of Motacilla alba alba, 2334 nucleotides long. RefSeq names its product DnaJ heat shock protein family (Hsp40) member C18 (gene DNAJC18). NCBI's taxonomy places the organism in Eukaryota, Metazoa, Chordata, Aves, Passeriformes, Motacillidae. Bases 16 to 1095 code for a protein of 359 amino acids. Gene Ontology annotation, cellular component: endoplasmic reticulum membrane. The record is from RefSeq and is a predicted model, not a curated record. Gene Ontology annotation, biological process: cellular response to misfolded protein. Gene Ontology annotation, molecular function: Hsp70 protein binding. The transcript is spliced from 7 exons.
ACACUCCCCAAUCCCAUGACAGUCCAUAAUUCCACAACUGCACCAUUCCAUGACCUCCCGCUUCCCUCAGAACCCCUCAUUACGUCAUCCCGCUUCGCCGUGACGUCACGCGCCGCCGGGCCCGCUCCCAGCAGCCCCCGCGCGCAAGAUGGCGGCGCGGGGCGGCGGGCGGUGAGCGAGGGGCGGCAGCGGCCGCGGGCCGACAUGACCUACACGGCCGAGCAGCUGGACGGGGUGCAGCGGAUAAAGCGGUGCCGGGAUUACUACGAGAUCCUGGGCGUGAGCCGGGACGCCGGCGAGGAGGAGCUGAAGCGGGCGUACCGCAGGCUGGCCCUCAAGUUCCACCCCGACAAGAACCGCGCGCCCGGGGCCACCGAGGCCUUCAAAGCAAUAGGCAAUGCUUUUGCAGUUCUGAGCAACCCUGAGAAACGGCUCCGCUACGAUGAACUCAGGAGUGACCACGAGCACGUCAGCACUGGCCAGGCCAGGCACUACAAUUACUACACAGAGUUCGAAGCAGACAUCACACCAGAAGAAAUAUUCAAUGUGUUUUUUGGUGGGCACUUCCCUACAGGGAAUAUCCACAUGUUCUCCAAUGUAGCCAGAGAUGAUCACUAUUACCCACGGAGGCACCGGGCCGAGAGAGCGUGGACACAGGAGCCAGAGGAGGAGGAACACAGGCCACAGAAUUCAUACUCUGCAUUUAUCCAGUUGAUGCCAGUUUUCAUCAUCAUAAUAGUGUCAGUUAUAACCCAGCUGAUGGCCACCAACCCACCCUACAGCUUAUUCUACAAAUCGUCCAUAGGUCACGUUGUGAGCAGAGAAACAGAGAACUUGCAGGUGCCUUACUAUGUUGAUAAAAACUUUGAAAAGAAUUAUCAAGGAGCAGAACUUCAAGAGCUUGAGAAAACAGUUGAGAAAGAUUACAUAGACUAUAUUCAGACCAGCUGCUGGAAGGAGAAACAGCAAAAGUCUGAUUUGUCCAAUUUGGCCAAGCUCUACAGAGAUGAGCGGUUAAAACAGAAAGCAGAGUCCCUGAAACUUGAGCACUGUGAGAAGCUCUCCAGUCUGAUUGGGAUGCAUAAAGGGGGCUGACCAGGACGCACAUGUUCCGUACUUUUAUUUAUUGCUGGUUUAACUUAUGUUUUUAUUUUCCCCAUGUGAAAAGGGAAGGAGUCUGUUGUAAAAAGUGUGGAUGUUGGAGUCCUUCUGCAGGCAGUGCAGGCAGGGGCCGGCACAAGCUGCAGGCUGCUGUUUGCUGUAAUAUAUCCUGUACAUUAGAUUUGGGUCCAAGGACCAGUGGCACUUUGUAAAUUCAUUCCCCAGGCACACUCUGAGCUCGGACCCCAGCUGCGUGGGUGGUUUGUCUGCCAUCCAGGCUGUGUGUGCUUCCCAGGAGAGCAGGCUCCUCUCUGCUUCCCGUGUUUCCUGUGGAUCUGCAGCUCCCUGGAUCCCCAGAUAGCGCCGUGCUCAGGGCAGGGUUACACCUCCCCCUGUCCCUCCGGGCUGUGCGGCAGAGCUGGGGUGGUUCCAGUGCAGGAGGGACAGUCCCUGCCUGAGGGCAGCCCCAGAGCACAUUCCCAGCUCUCCCGUGCCCCUGCUGCUCCAAGGGAGGGCUGUGCCCAUCCUGACACCAGCAUGGGAGUCUGGGAAUUGCACCCAUUCCUGUGUCUGCCAGACUGCUGGGAAAGCAGAGCUGUGGUCAUUCCCUCCUGUUUGCAGUGGCAUAUUUUGAAGCUGGCUAUUCCAUUCUGGUUUUUAUCUGCACACUGCCCCAGCUUUCCCAGGAUCCUGCAUUUUCCAGUACAGUUCUCAUGUAGCAUAUUUUUACUCUGUUGAGCCGCUAUGAAUGUUUCACUGUAGCCAUGGUAUUGCAAAGAGAAAAAUCCAUGUGGCAACGUCCUGUUUUUCCUUGGUCCUCCUUCACGCAGCCAGGCCCUGAAGGGCAGGUUGAUGCUGGGUUGUCCUUGUGAGCAGCAGACCAGUGUUAGGCCAGUGUUAGAGCAGUGUUGCUCAAGUUGAGCGCCAUGAACCCCCCGAGGCAGUCUGGUGUGUGCCCUGCAUGGAAUGAGCUGCUCUUCCAGGGAAUUCCUGCCUGGGGUGGGGGCUCACGGAGCAGCACUGCUCCCCUCUGACCCUGAGAGUGGGAGUCAGUGACACCUGAGCAAGGCUCUGCUGUUGCCACAUGCCUGAAACUCGAGUCACACAGGAUGCACAGGUGGCCUUGGCUGAAACCUAAGGAGUAAAUGCUCAAAAGCUUGGGAAAUGCCAGGAUUAAGCCUGCCUUUAAAGCUCAGACUGUCUGUGUGCUGGGCACUGGUGCAGUGGUGUGGG